Molecule: messenger RNA, 420 nt
Organism: Trichoderma aggressivum f. europaeum
Lineage: Eukaryota; Fungi; Ascomycota; Sordariomycetes; Hypocreales; Hypocreaceae
Exons: 3
Coding region: 1-420 (139 amino acids)
Cellular component (GO): membrane
Source: RefSeq, a predicted model, not a curated record
AUGGGUGCUUGUGCCGCGGUACUGAUUGUCAUCGUCACCAUCUUCUUCCCUCCGCUCGGCGCAUGGGCUGUGGCAGGAUGCGGAAUGGACCUACUCAUCAACGUAUGCCUGACGAUACUUGGAUAUUUCCCGGGUCAUAUACAUGCGUUUUAUCUCGAAUACGUCUAUUAUGACCGUCGACAACAAGCCCGCGAGGGCCAUUAUCCGCCGCGCCGUGCUCCCGGCAUCUACUCUGACAAGGUGCAAACGGGCGGACAAGGCCGUCGACAAGGCUAUGGAACGAUGGCACCGCCGGCUGCCGGUGCGCCUGCCGGUGCGCCUGUCGGUGGCCCGCCCUAUGAUAGCCAAGGUUAUAACAACAACCAAGGCUAUGUAAAUCAAGGUUAUAGCAACCAAGGUCAAAACCAGGGAUAUGCCUAA